AUGACCACAGCAGCGCACGAUUCGGACUCGGACUCAGUAUCAUCGUGGGAGGCAGCUCGUGAGCGCGAGACGUUCAAAUACGAUGCGCUGGAGAUUUCUACUGCUUCGCUUCGCAAUCCCGAAGUCGCAAAGCCCAUUCCGUCCGCUGUCCUGUCGUCCACUCCGGACCCGGGCCUCACUGCCUUUGCCCAGCUCGGCUUGUACCGACUUGGGGGCUCACGUGCCCUGGUCUCGCUCUUUGACCGACGCAACCAGCACAUCGUUGCCGAAGCUGUCCGUGCAACACCGCUAAACCUGAAUGAAGACCAUCGGGAUCAACUUUGGCUUUGCGGGACCGCUGUGCCCCGAGCAACCAGCAUUUGCGAACAUGUCCUUGCAGGACCCGCCUCCUCCCUCACGAUCCCGGGCAGCGACACGGGGGACACUCCAAGUGAUCUGCCGGUCUCGGUGCUACUAAGCCUCGAUCAAGACGCCAGGUUUAACGACGUACAAGAUCCCUCAAAGCGUUUUUAUGUCGGCGUGCCUAUCCGGUCACCAGCCGGCAUCAACAUCGGGGUGUACUGCAUCUUCGACGACAAACCACGCCAAGAUGUCUCCUCGGAAGAGGUACAAUUCAUACGGGACAUGUCUGUCACCAUCAUGAGCUACCUAGAGACCAAAAGAUCACACGAGUGCUAUCGGAGAGAGGAGCGUAUGGUUCGCGGGCUCGGGAGCUUUGUCGAAGGGAAGGCCAUGCUGUCGAAUUGGUCGCAUUCCUCGAAUCCCUCAUUCAGGGAUAUCCCGGGGGUCCGGGAGGGGUCAUUGAACAAACAUCUGCGGGCCGGCUCUGACAACGGGAAGCUACCACCGAUCGAAGCGGGCAAAUCACCAACCGACGACACAUUCUCGGCCCCUACCCGGACACGCAGCAUCGUUGGGAAGACCGAGGCCCCUCUCGGGCGGAAUCACCGGGCAUCGCCUUUGGACAUGUUGGAAGCUGCUAUCGAAGGCCUCUUCUCGAAAGCAUCCAAUAUAGUCCGAGAGUCCAUCGAAGUGGCGGGGGUGGCUUAUCUAGAUGCGAGUAUCAGGACCUUCGGGGGCUUGGUCGGCCAGGAGAUGCCAUCGCCCCCUGUACUCGGGAAACCUCCCUUCGAAUUGGAAUCAAGCGGUGACGAUUCGGAGGUUCCGGCCUCCCGGACUCCUGAUGCAGCCGAGGAGGCCACUACUUAUUGCGAAGUUCUUGGUUUCUCAACAUCCCAGACAUCGUCCGUCAAUGGAGACAAGGCAAGUCCGCCUCUGACGCAGUUUCCGGAGAAGCUGCUCCAUCACCUUCUGCAACGCUACCCGCACGGCAAGAUCUAUAACAUGGAAGCAGAUCCCGCUCGCCCACUACCUGGUGGCAUGCAUCCGGAUUCGUCGAUCUGUUCGAUGAGGAGGCGGCGGGACACUGAGACGGAAACGAUCUCUUCCCGCCCGAUCCAAGCUACCACCAACGGGAAAUCGAACGGCUCUAGGGAGAAGAGUCCACCUAAAACCAAACAGGCCAUCAGGAGCGUCCUUUCAAGGAUGUUUCCCGGAGCCAGGAGUGUGGUGUUUGUGCCGCUCUAUGAUGCGCAGAAGAGUCGUUGGUUUGCCGGCAGCCUCGUCUGGACUUGCACGCCCACACGUAUCUUCACACCCGAGAACGAGCUCAGCUACCUGAAAGCGUUUGGCCUGACCAUUAUGUCCGAGGUCACGAGGCUGCACAUCAAGGCGGCCGACAAGACCAAGAUGGAUGUCUUAGGCGCUAUAAGCCAUGAGUUGAGGUCACCGUUGCACGCCGUGGUUGGUGCUGCUGAGCUUUUGCGGCAGACCGAUCUAGACGGCUCCCAGGAGGGCUUCCUUCGCACAAUCCAGAUAUCGAGCACGACUUUACUCGACACCAUUGAUCAUCUCCUCGACUACGGCAAGAUGAAUCCGUUUCUCAAAACCGCUGGGUUGGAGAGGAGCAACUCCGGCCGUCUUCGACUUCGACAAUCUCGGCAGGAUCAAGUGGCGACCGUUUCCGAACCGUUGCGAGGGGUGGUACCCGUUCAACUCGACCGGCUAGCCGAGGAGGUUGUGGAGAGCGUUCUCGUGGGCUUCGGCUCCAUGCUCGCCACUGAGACUCAGGACGUGAUGUGGGGGUACCACCGCAGUCUCGCGAGCCACCGAAGCGUAGCUCCGGCAGAACACACGGCCGGCCAAACUGGCGCUGAACCUCCUAUCCCGGUCCAGAUCCUGUUCGAUAUUGAGCCGGCCGAUUCCUGGUUGUUUUGCAUACACCCUGGUGCAUUCCGGCGGAUCAUCAUGAAUUUGUUUGGGAACUCUCUCAAAUUCACCAAGCAGGGCUUUAUCAAAGUUGAACUGAGGCAGGAGAGGCUGCAGGUGGACAAGCCCGGCACUCAGCAGGAAAUUGGCAAGAUCGUGUUGACCGUUACCGAUACUGGUAAGGGAAUCAGCGAGGAAUACUUGCGCAACCAGCUCUACACGCCCUUUGCACAAGAGGACCACUUUGCGCCAGGCACAGGACUGGGGCUCAGCCUCAUCCGACAGGUUGUUACCGCGCUAGGGGGCGAGAUCCACGUUACAAGCCAGGUCGGAGUCGGAACCUCGGUCAAAGUCUUCCUGCCGUUACCGUUCGGCGAACGGACGGCAGACGAAGAAAAUGACAGCUUCAGGGCCUUGACACAAGAGCUGGCCGGGUCGCGUGUCCUGCUCCGGGGGUGUGGGGAUAACUGCCCUGAGAACAAGUCCCGGGGACUUGACACAAAUGGGCACAGGGUGCCGGAUAUAUCCAAACCGCAACUCGAGCUCCUGCAGACCAUCUGCAACGGCUGGCUAAAUAUGCAGGUUUUGUCAGAGGCCCAGGCACACAGCAACUCCCCGGACUUCGUCAUUCAGACUCGCGAGUUUUGGACCGGUCUCGAGCAGGCCGGUGGUGCCUUAGGCCUGCUCACUUGCCCACACGUUUUCAUAUGCCGGACUCCCAGGGUUGUGCAAUCCAUGAAUGCACAGCGUCCGAGUCGCAUACCAGCCUUUGUCGAGCUCACGUCACAGCCGCUGGGGCCACGCAAACUGGCCAGGGCUCUUCUCGAUAGUCGCCGGAGAUGGGAAGAAGCACAGCAAGCCGUCACGGCCGUUCUGAAAGAUGCCGGGAUCUUAGCCCCAAGGAGCUCGACACUGCCGCUAGUAUCAGUACCGCCGCGAGACGAUGCACGAUGCACGGCAAGGCAAGAAGAAUUGCGCUGGCAAAAUGGUGACAGCCGGGUGUUACCCGAGAAACUCGCAUACCCUCCUUCGGCAUCUGCUCCCGUCUCGGAAGCCCCCGCGAAGACAGUCCGUCAAUCAGUCCUGAUCGUCGAUGAUAACCCCAUCAACCUCAAAAUAUUGGCGGCAUACGUGAAGCAACUGGGCCUUCCACAUGGAAUGGCCAAGAACGGGCUCGAGGCGCUGGAGAUGUACAAGGCGUCGCCCUCUCAAUACAGCUGUCUUCUCACCGAUGUGUCGAUGCCCAUAAUGGACGGCAUCGAGUCGUCACGGCGAGUCAGAGAGUUUGAGCGCGCAGGCCAACUGCCUCCGUGCAAGAUCAUUGCUAUUACUGGUCUCAGCGGGACCGAUGUCGAGCAGGACGCGUUCGCCAGCGGCGUCGACAGGUUUCUCACGCGGCCGGUCACGUUGAAACAUAUCCUUGCUACGCUGGAGGAGUUGGGACUUAGGUAA
This is a messenger RNA of Parathielavia appendiculata, 3720 nucleotides long. RefSeq lists its product as uncharacterized. Lineage: Eukaryota; Fungi; Ascomycota; Sordariomycetes; Sordariales; Chaetomiaceae. The record is from RefSeq and is a predicted model, not a curated record. Gene Ontology annotation, molecular function: phosphorelay sensor kinase activity. Gene Ontology annotation, biological process: phosphorelay signal transduction system; phosphorylation. The transcript is spliced from 5 exons. The coding region runs from base 1 to 3720 and encodes 1239 amino acids.